Molecule: messenger RNA, 852 nt
Organism: Rhizopus microsporus ATCC 52813
Lineage: Eukaryota; Fungi; Mucoromycota; Mucoromycetes; Mucorales; Rhizopodaceae
Exons: 7
Coding region: 1-852 (283 amino acids)
Source: RefSeq, a predicted model, not a curated record
AUGAUUGUGCCCACUUGGCAAGUUUAUUUAGAAGAAGGAAGAUCAUCAACACUCAUCAGCUUUAAUGAACCAAAUAUACGAGGAGAAUCAUUAUAUAUAGCAGCCUCUGUUCUAAACGUGAAUUUUUCAGAAAAGAGAUACACUGUUAAUUUCUCGAUCCAACCCAAUGGUACGCUAGCGAACGAAUAUGGGCAACUAAACCAACAAGUCACGUUAAGAUUCUCAUCAUUGAGAAGUUAUCACUACGAUAUUGGCGAAACAAUUCAUCCUAUCCAGGUGACGUUUAGCUAUGAAGAUGGCAACCAGAUUGAUUAUCCACUUGAUAUUUAUUCUGGCAAUCUCGAAAUAUUCGCGUUUUACAAAAACGAUACGACCAAGUCAAUACCCAUCACUUUUCACUUGGAUGCGAGCAUCACGUCGUUUCAUUUUAUGCCUUCGAUAAAGCAUAAUCCUGUGGUUGAAGAUGAUGGUAAUGAUGUACCAUUCAUAUCAACAGGUCGAUCAACGACCACUUUGGUCUUUUCUAUCUUUAUCUGUAUUUUGAUGUGGUUACUAUCCUUAGUCAUGGGUCUAUUUGGUUACCAAGUGGUGUUUAGAAAGAGAAAAGCAGAUGCUCAUGCUUGCAUGAUUGGUAUCACUACUCUAUUUGCACUUCCUGCCGUUAGGUCAGCUCAACCAGGAAUACCUGAAGUAGGCACAGUGUCUGAUAUUCUAGGAUUUUAUUGGAAUAUGGCGAUUAUAGCAUGUUCAAGUAUAGCUGUUACCAUGUGCUGGGUCAUUCGAUGGGAUAAUCCUAUGGAUAGAGACAAUAAAAGAAAUAUGUCUAUAAGUACUUGUGUAGAUGUUCCAUGA